CUGCUGAGGUGCAGGGUUCAGGGAGACAGUGGAAGCUUCCUGCAGCGGUGUCCCCCAGCAGCCUGGACUCCCAUCUUGGAAAGAGGAGCUGCCUUGGUGAAGGUGGGAAAUCUGGGGAGCCUGGAGGCUGCAGGAGCUCAGGGGGGUCGCAAAGAAGGCAAUGGAGAGGCCCCUGUGUGGCCAGUUUGGGGCCUUACGCCCCUCAGAGAGACGGUGAAUCCACUGGGCAGUGACACUGGGCAGAACUUUGAAUGAAGGGGGAGCCCCGAGCCUCACCGGUACAGACUUGCCUGGCCAUUCACCAGAGAAUCACCAUGGUAUGGAGUCGGAGGAGAAGGGGACAGGGUGCGUCUUAUUCCAGAGCAAACUCCCAGAGGUAAAGGCCGUGCUACGCUGGGCUGAGGCGAGGUGCCCCCCUUCCCUGGCUUCUGCGUGGGUAGUGACGGGAAAGAGAUGUAACAGACCGUGGACAGGGACCAAUGAAGACCAGGGGUUUGGGAUUAGGGGCCAUCAGGCGUUUCGGGGGUGUGUCAGAGGGGAUUUAGAUGCGGGCCCAGGGUCUUAAAGUGGCGGGGGAGGGCCCCCAGGCCAGUCCCGAAGGCCCUCGGCCGCACCUAGGUCCCGAGCUCGGGUAAGGGGAUUGUGGACAGCCUCCAAGCCGGAGCGGUCCCAGGGCACUCCGCUACCCUCACGCGCUGUUGUUUUCCUCACCGGCUGCCCGAGGCGAUGUGAUUGGCGGAGGGGUCGGUGGUCUGUACCAGGAUUGGCUGCUGGGGCGGGGGCGUGUCCCGGGAACAGAGCCCGCCCCGAGCCUUCAAAUACUAAGCCCACCCCGCGGAGCCCGCAGACCGACAGAAGCUCAGGGCAAGUGGACCGCGGGCGGUGAGCGGGGAGCGCGGGCGCAGACGCACUAGGAGCCCCAGCGGGACGCCGAGCGAGCGGCUCGGCAGAGGCACCGCGGCGUUCGCCCGGAGUGUCCGGGGCCGUCGGACGCCCGUCUCUCCUCCAGCCAUGGGGUCGGCGGCGUUGGAGAUCCUCGGCUUGGUGCUGUGUCUUGUGGGUUGGGUGGGCUUGAUCCUGGCGUGUGGACUGCCCAUGUGGCAGGUGACUGCGUUCUUGGACCACAACAUCGUGACGGCGCAGACCGCCUGGAAAGGGCUGUGGAUGUCGUGCGUGGUGCAGAGCACCGGGCAGAUGCAGUGCAAGGUGUACGACUCGGUGCUGGCGCUGAGCCCCGAGGUGCAGGCGGCGCGCGCGCUCACCGUGGGCGCCGUGCUGCUGGCGCUCGUCGCGCUCUUCGUGAGCCUGGCGGGCGCGCAGUGCACCAACUGCGUGGCGCCGGGCCCCAGCAAGGCGCGCUUGGCCCUCACGGGCGGCGUGCUCUACGCGGUCUGCGGGCUGCUGGCGCUCGUGCCGCUUUGCUGGUUCGCCAACAUCGUGGUCCGCGAGUUCUACGACCCGACCAUCCCUGUAUCGCAGAAGUACGAGCUGGGAGCUGCUCUGUACAUCGGCUGGGCGGCGACGGCGCUGCUCAUGUGCGGCGGCGGGAUCAUGUGCUGCGGCGCCUGGGUCUGCACCGGCCGGCCUGACCUCGGCUUCCCGGUGAAGUACUCAGCGCCGCCUCGACGGCCCGCAGCCAGCGCCGACUACGACAAGAAGAACUACGUCUGAGGGCGCCGGGAACGGCGGGAGUCCUCGCGCCGGCCGCGCGCCUGUGAACCGGAGAACGGGCCAGGUGCACCUUUCACCGACCGAGGUCCGCCCCGCGCACAGGCUCGGUGGAACGCCCAGCUGUUGCCUGGACGCUGCUCAUGGCCGGGACUGACCAGCCCUAUGCUAGCGGCCCAUUCUUUCAAAAUGCCACUCACAGGAUCCUGGGCCGCCCCCUGUCCAGAGCAAGUGACACACACUUGGCAGGACCUGCUCGGUUUCUCUGUGUGAACUGCUGGCUCUGGAGAGGAAGAGGGUGGGGCACGGGUCCAGUGGCCUCGCGAAGGAUGGAAGAUGCCGCUCCUCAGCCUGGCCCAAGGGAAAGUGGGUGCCCAAGUACAUCCCAGCAGCUUCUGCUGGCUCUAAAAGGGCAGGAGCUGAGGGUCGAGCUGUCUGGGCUUUGGGACACAUUUGCUGACCCUCAUCAUCAGCGGGACCUGAGUCCAAGAGAACCGACACUUGGCUUGAACCUCUCGGCCUCACCCUAGCCAGCUCCCAGGCCAGACGUAUGGACACCAGAUCCUGGGAGUGGGGCUGGGGUACUGUGCUCUGGCACAGCUUGUGGGGGAGGGAGAGGAUUUGCUUAGUAAAUGGCUUGAACACCUUC
Sorex araneus (European shrew) is the source of this 2317-nucleotide messenger RNA. RefSeq names its product claudin 5 (gene CLDN5). Gene Ontology annotation, biological process: cell adhesion; bicellular tight junction assembly. The coding region runs from base 1012 to 1671 and encodes 219 amino acids. The record is from RefSeq and is a predicted model, not a curated record. NCBI's taxonomy places the organism in Eukaryota, Metazoa, Chordata, Mammalia, Eulipotyphla, Soricidae. Gene Ontology annotation, cellular component: plasma membrane; bicellular tight junction. The transcript has a single exon. Gene Ontology annotation, molecular function: structural molecule activity.